CAUGGCCACAUGGCCACCCUUACCCAAUGGUCUGAACUGCUGUUUUCCCCCUGGGCCUCCUAGCGCUUUAGUACCACUGCACCAUGGCUGAGUGCAGUGCUGUCGAGACAGUAGAUGAAAGGGAAGCACUGCAGAGCAACACUAGAGCUGAGAUAAAAGAACUAAGAGCUAAGAUACAAGGUCUGAAGAAAGCCGUACCUAAAGGAGACAAGAAGAGAAAGAAAGAAGCGACGGCCGAGAUAACAAAAUUGGAGGAAGAAUUUAAAAAGUUAGAGAAUUUAAAAGUGACGCUAGAUGUCCCAGAGGAUGUAGCUUCCGAGGAGACUGAUGUUUCUAGCGCUCAGGAGCUGUUGAAUGCUGUGUCUUUGGACGAGAAGCAGGAAGUGGGUGUGGGGACAGGGAGCAAGAAAAAAAGCAAAGCUCAAAAAAGAAAGGAGAAGAAGCUUCAGGAGGAAAGGGAAAGAGAGGAGAGGAUAGAGAUUGGGGAGACAGAGUCGGCCCUCAACAACCCUCGACUGAUAGAGAGGGAAGCAUUGUCUGGUAUCCUAGGACCCCUCGGUCUGGCUAUAAAAGACGUGCCUGCUGACGGCCAUUGCUUGUAUGCAGCUGUGAGUGACCAGCUCUCCUGUAGAGUGGGGAUCAAGGCGAGCGUGUCUCGGCUGAGGGCAGAGUGUUCUCAGUACAUCCUCACACAUAGCGACGAGUUCCUGCCCUACCUGGUGGACCCCAACACUGGUGACCAGUUCACUCAAGAUACUUUUUUGGGAUACUGUGAGGAGAUUGCACACACUGCAGCCUGGGGUGGACAACUAGAGAUCCAAGCACUGUCUCAUGUGUACAAGGUCCCAGUGAGAGUGUACCAAGCCUCGGCACCCGUGCUCACUCUCGGAGGAGAGGCCUACACUGACACCACACUAACACUAGCGUACCACCAUCACGAAUAUGGACUAGGAGAACAUUACAACUCAAUAGUACCAAACACUCUUAGUAGCUGAGAACAGUCGUUGAGUUAAUAUUCAAUUUUCACCUGUAAAAUUAUUUGUAAUGAGCAAAAACUUAUUGAGUUAUAUAAAAGAGUUAAUACUGUGAAA
Molecule: messenger RNA, 1091 nt
Organism: Halichondria panicea
Lineage: Eukaryota; Metazoa; Porifera; Demospongiae; Suberitida; Halichondriidae
Product: deubiquitinase OTUD6B-like
Exons: 7
Coding region: 84-995 (303 amino acids)
Biological process (GO): protein deubiquitination
Molecular function (GO): cysteine-type deubiquitinase activity
Source: RefSeq, a predicted model, not a curated record